Messenger RNA from Oncorhynchus kisutch (coho salmon), 3341 nucleotides. Its product is annotated as dehydrogenase/reductase SDR family member 11-like. Lineage: Eukaryota; Metazoa; Chordata; Actinopteri; Salmoniformes; Salmonidae. The record is from RefSeq and is a predicted model, not a curated record. The transcript is spliced from 7 exons. The coding region runs from base 316 to 1083 and encodes 255 amino acids.
AGCGGUUUCAUGUCUGCGAAAGUAAAAGCGCUAAAAUUAACAAACGGAAGGGGACGUCAACCAAAUACAGCGCAAUGUUUGUCAUUUAAUAUUUAAUCCCGAGCGCAGGGUUUCCGCACUGUGCUUUUCCCUGGAUGCUACGAAAACAAUAUAAGGGAGGGUUGAAUCGUGUAACAGACCGCCUCAUAUAAACAAGUAACUGUUAUGUCUAUUGUGACUGUUCAACAGACAUAGGUAAACGAAAUCUGUCGUUUUACUACGACAGUUUUGAAAACUAGCUAGCUAGUCUUUGUAAUAGCCAAAUAAUCAAUUGAAAUGGAGCGGUGGAAAGGCAGAGUAGCUCUCGUGACUGGAGCCUCGGUCGGGAUUGGAGCGGCUGUUGCACGGGCACUUGUCCAACACGGCAUGAAGGUUGUGGGAUGUGCCAGGAAUGUUGACAAGAUAGAGAAGCUGGCAGCAGAGUGCCAGAGUGCGGGCUACAACGGUACGCUGAUCCCCUAUAAGUGUGACCUGUCCUGUGAGGAGGACAUCCUGUCCAUGUUCUCUGCCAUCAAGACGCUGCACCAGGGGGUGGACGUGUGUAUCAACAAUGCAGGCCUGGCCCACAAUGAACCCCUGCUCAGUGGCAAGACAGACAGCUGGAGGAACAUGAUCGACGUGAAUGUCCUUGCCUUGUCUAUUUGUACACGUGAGGCCUACCAGUCAAUGAAAGAGCGGAAUGUGGACGAUGGCCACAUCAUCAAUAUUAACAGUAUGGGGGGACAUAGAAUGGUACCUAGUGCAGAUGAACAUUUCUACUGUGCCACAAAAUAUGCUGUGACUGCUCUAACCGAGGGGCUGCGGCAAGAGCUACGGGAAGCAAAGACCCACAUCAGAGCCACGUGUAUAUCCCCUGGAAUAGUGGAGACUGAGUUUGCCUUCCGGCACCACAACAGCGAUCCAGAGAAAGCAGCUGCUGUGUAUGAGAGUAUAAAAUGUUUGAAAGCACAAGACAUAGCCAGUGCAGUCACAUACAUUCUGGGCGCCCCGCCUCAUGUCCAGAUCGGAGAUGUGCAGAUGAGGCCGGUGGAACAGAUGUCAUAGCAACAGAGCAGGAAGUUAAGCAACUGGAGGAGCCGAUAGAGCCAGGCAGCAAGCGCCAUUGUGACGACUCCUUAGCGACCUCUGCUGGGCAACGACAAAUACAAACAAACUAGUGUUCAACUGGAUUUGGACUGAAGGGAUCGGUUUGAGGAGGUGUGGAGGAGGCUGUGUGUGGUGGAGUGAUAUCUGGGCUGGAGAUUAGAGGAUGGGCAGGUACUCUUAACCACUACUGAAUUACUGUGAGUGCUGCUACACCAUGGGCUUUGGUGUAUUGCUCUAGCAGCCUUGUUUCAAAAUGAAGCCACAUCAAACUUAGGAGAAGAGAAGAGGGUUGCUGCUCCUGUGCGUCAUCUAUUCUACAUGACCAUCCUGACUGACUGACAGAAGGACCGACCGAGGGAGGGGGGAGGGUAUGCCAUCAAUUGCACAUGAACAUUUUUUUUUGUAGGUCAUAUUACAUAUAUGUUUAAAAUAAUGGAACAAAACACUGCUAUUUGUAUUAUUUUUUAUAUCAAUAUUUUUACUUUGAUUAUUGGUACAUUUGGAUAAUAUGCUGUACCCUCUAACCAUAGACACUCGAUCCAUUUUUACUAUUUUGACGUGUUUUUAAUAACAAGCAGAUUUGGUUAGCCUGUUAUGUAUCAAGUACGUCCCGCUUGUAUGUUUUUCAAAACCUAUGUCAACCAUCACCAAUCAGCAAAUGUGUAUAAGGGACAGUCAAGCAUGAUUACGCAACCAUCACUUAUGACCAAGUGUAUUUCCCCACUCCAUAAAUCAACCAUAUGAGAUAGGCCUAGAUUCAAUCAGAUCAAUUGUUAAGCGGCAAUUGCCGACAUGUGCAUAGCCGAUGUUUUGGCGGUGUUGGUGUUGUCAAAAUCGGUGAGCAGCUCUUUAUAAUUUUAUCAUUUUUUUGGGGGGGGGGCCUUUUGUUAAUCACCAUGUCAUCUCAGAUUUAGAAAAUAUGCUUUACAGCCAAAGCAAGACAAGCAUUUGUGUAAGUUUAUUGAUAGCCUAGCAUAGCAUUAUGCCUAGCUAGCAGCAAGCAACCUGGUUACGAUAAAUCGUUUACCUUUGAUGAGCUUCGGAUGUUUUCACUCACGAGACUCCCAGUUAGAUAGCAAAUGUUCCUUUUUUUUCAAAAAUAUUAUUUUUGUCGGCGAAAUAGCUCCGUUUGUUCUUCACGUUUGGCUGAGAAAUCGACCGGAAAUUGCGGUCACGACAUAUAUAUAUUCCAAAUUAGCUCCAUCAUAUCGACAGAAACAUGGCAAAUGUUGUUUAUAAUCAAUCCACAAGGUGUUUUUCAAAUAUCUAUUUGAUAAUAUAUCACCUGGGACUGGUGGAUUCAAGAGGUUAACACAGCGCCAUCCAACCCGGAAGCCAGCCGCACCAAUGUGUCGGAGGAAACACCGUGCACCUGGCAACCUUGGUUAGCGCGCACUGCGCCCGGACCGCCACAGGAGUCGCUGGUGCGUGAUGAGACAAGGAUUUCCCUACCGGCCAAAUCCUCCCUAACCCGGACGACGCUAGGCCAAUUGUGCGUCGCCCCACGGACCUCCCAGACACGGCCGGUUACGACCGAGCCUGGGCACAAACCCAGAGUCUCUGGUGACGCAGAUGUCGCAGCAGUACAGCGCCCUUAGCCACUGCGCCACCCGGGAGGCCUGCUCUUUAUCAUUGUCACGAAGCCACACCUGCCGGGAGAUGCUUGUGGAUUUGACAGCUCUAACACAGGUCCACCGCCGACAUUUACAAAACAUACAUUUUGCAGAUGUCAGCUAAAGCGUAUUUGAUUGAAGAAGGCCCUUAAAUUGUUUUGCACCAUAGAGAUAGAUAGAGGACUCAUCUUUGUAUCUGUACCAUUAUGGCAUCUGUGACAUCACGGGCCACGCCACUGAUGCUUAGUAAAUUUUCUUCUUCACGAUUGGCUGAUCCCUCCUGAUGACCCGGUUGGACAUGACUCCAACAGAGUCACCAGGAGGAAUCAGCCAAUGAAGUUAGAAGUCCCACCCAUUUGACUACAUUAAAAUGGUGGAAGCCCUCAAUGGCGCUGCCCAUACUAAUAUGACCUUUUGGCCUUUGUCAUUCUCUAUGUUUUGACUUUGGAUCCAUUUGGAGGGAGGAGCAUAAAGAAAACACUGGCAUCUUGUCUCGAGGAGGUUACUAACUCAUGAGUGCACAUGUAUACUUUCCCCCAAGUGUGUACUUGUAUGAUACAGUAGAUAUUUCUCAAUAAAAUGAAAUAAGAAUUGUCAAAGGUG